This is a messenger RNA of Pyrenophora tritici-repentis Pt-1C-BFP, 1107 nucleotides long. RefSeq lists its product as uncharacterized. The record is from RefSeq and is a predicted model, not a curated record. NCBI's taxonomy places the organism in Eukaryota, Fungi, Ascomycota, Dothideomycetes, Pleosporales, Pleosporaceae.
AUGAGCCAAGUCUCCCUUUCGUUCAAAAGCGCCAUGCUACCUCCACGCGCCAAGCGACUAUAUCGUCGUCGGACUAUCCAAACGCUAAUUGUUUCGAUAAUCUUUGUAGUCGGGAUCAGCGUACUCUUUGCUAGUUAUGCAUGUCUUCAAUCCCACAGCCAUGUCAGGCACGCUAUCGCACCUUCCACCACCACUGCUCCCAAACCUGUGGCCUGGAACCCGAUAAGACGGCAAGCAAACCUGCGCAUUGCAAAAGCUACGAUUCUAUACGAUGGAGGAAGUGAGUUGUACGAGAAAGCGAUUAGCUUGCACGAUCAGCACAUUGGGGAAGGAUGGAGAUACAAGAUUCACGUGCUGCGCUCCAGAAUAGUAAGAGGAGCGUUGAACAAACCGCUGUGGUUGCAAGAAAUCAUUACUUCAGAGUUACGAAAAAAUGUCGAGGAUCGUGUGGAGUGGAUACUAUACUUUGAUCCCUCGGUUCUACUUCAAAACUUCAACAUGCCGCUGCAUCGCUUUCUCCCGCCGAUUACAGAUGUUGAGCAUUUCAAAAUCCUAUCAAUCAUCGCCGCGAAACCUGAUGGCAAACAUUUAAGCACCUCAGUCUUCUUUAUGCGCGUCAGCGCCGUUUCAUUGCGUAUCCUUACUGAAGCCAUGGCUGCCAUGUACAACGGGCCUCCGAGCGAUAACGGCAAGGUCCUAGAUACAUCACUACAAUAUGUACUUGAAAAAGACGAGCACAGAGAACACGCUCUCUUUCAACCCGCAAGCUGGUACAACAGCACUUUCUCCCUCUUCCAACAGCCUUAUCUCCCCACACAGGCACAUCGCAUAAUCUUUCUGAGCGAUGCGUUAUCGACUUCAUUUCCUUUGGCGGACAAAGACCAUAAGUUGUUCCCCGAUGAUGAAGCAGUAAACGUCUUCUGGGACGCUGUUGCUGAAGCAAGGAGAGUGCUGGAUGAAGCAAAGGAGAAGGGCCAGACUGCUGAGAAGGGCGAAUGGUGGAAGGUGGUCAGAGAAACGAGGGAUUGGGUUGAGCUAAGAGCUUGGAAUGUACAGGAGGUGCGUAGAAGGGUGGCUGUGUUGAGGGAGGGGCUGGAGAUUGAGUGA